UCUGUGUCGGACCUUCGCAGUGUGACACCCACCGGAAGUAAACAGACAGCGCUAGCAGCGUUAGCUCAGUGUUAGCAGUUCGCCGGAAGGCGGUAGUGUGUUCGUGUCUCGGGUGAAUCUUCAAGUAGUUGACGGAGCAGCGAUGUCUUCGGUUCAGUAUUUGAGAGAGUUGAUCAGUGAGCGACUAACUGCUGCUGCUGAAGAAAUAUUCACAGUCUUUGAAAAAACCAUCGUCCAGUACGAAGAAGAGGUGGAUCGUCAGCGCAGACUGCUGGAUAUCGUUCUGAAACCUGAAGUGAAGCUGCACAGGAUCGAGCUCCCACAGCAGCAUGUCUGUAAAGAGGAGGAGGUUCUCACUGACCAGCAGCUCUGUAACCAGGAGAGGAACUCCAGUCUGGACCAAGAGGAACCAAAACCUCCUCAGACUAAAGUGGAACAAGAGGAAAUGUGCACCGGUCAGGAGGGAGAGCAGCUCGUACUGAAGCAGGAGACUGAAACCUUCAUGUUGACUCCUGAUUAUGAAGAAAGUGACGACAGAGAACCAGAACCAGUCGGUGAGCACCAGCUCCUCUCUCACAACUCUCCUGAAGCUGAGAGCCAAGAUCAGCACAGAAGAAAACAUGUGGAUUCAGGAUCAACUAGAAAUGUAUCAGAGAUUGACACUAAUACUCAUUCAAGAGAAAAGUCUUUCAAAUGUGACACUUGUGGCAAAGCUUUUUUGUAUAAGUGUCACUUGAAAAUACAUCUGAGAAUCCACACAGGAGAGAAACCAUAUUUAUGCAAAAUGUGUGGAAAAGCAUUCAUUACCAUGUUCACAUUGAAAAGUCAUAUGACAACCCACACAGGUGAGAAGCCAUAUUCUUGCAAAAUAUGUCACAAAAGUUUUGUACGCAGUGGUUACUUGAAAGUCCACAUGAGACGUCACACGGGUGAGAAGCCGUAUUCUUGUGACACAUGUGGGAAAAGUUUUGUAUGUAGUGGCAUCUUGAAAGUCCACAUGCGAACCCACACAGGUGAGAAGCCAAAUUCUUGUGAAAACUGUGGCAAAAGAUUUGGUGACAUUUCAGCGUUGAAUCAACAUAUGAGUGUGCACACAGGAGAGAAGCCAUAUUCUUGCAAAAUAUGUGGGAAAUGUUUUGUGCGUGGUUCGGUCUUGAAAGUCCACUUGAGAACUCACACUGGUGAGAAGCCAUUUUCUUGUAGAUUAUGUGGGAAAAGCUUUGUAAGCAGUAACGUCUUGAAAGUCCACAUCAGAACACACACAGGUGAGAAACCGUACUCCUGCAGCACCUGUGGGAAAAGAUUUAGUAACACCUCAGCUUUGAAUGAACAUAUGAGAGUGCACACAGGUGAGAAACCAUACUCUUGUGAAACAUGUGGGAGAAGUUUUGGAUGUGGUCGUGAUUUGACAGUCCACAUUAGAACUCACACAGGUGAGAAGCCGUAUUCUUGCCAAAUAUGCCAGAAAGGUUUCACACGUGGUAAUUAUUUGAAAGUCCACAUGAGGAGACACACAGGUGAGAAGCCAUACUCCUGCAACAUCUGUGGGAAAAGAUUCUUUCAGUCGUCAGACAUGAAAAGGCAUUUAAAAGUUCAUACAGGUUCAAAUCUUACAUGAACUAAACAGGCUUAAUGGAUAAUUAGUGGUACACAUGACAAUCUACACUGCUGAAAAUUAUUAUUGCUGCAACUUCUAAAGAUAGUUUAAAGUGAAAUGUCUUGAAAACUGUUCCUGAUUUAAAUUUGGACACAUCCCCUUUGAAGCACCUUGAACAACAAUAGAUGAUUGUCAACAUUCCUGCCAAGGCUUGAAAUUAUUCCUAUAAACCCCCAAGAUCCUUAUCAGUCAGGUUCUGCUCUUAAGGGAACCAGCUGAAUUAUGUUGAUACUACCAAGCACCGAGUUGAAUUGGAGUUAUAUUAAGUUGUUGUUGGAGAUAACUGGGCUUAGUUAACAAAACGUGAGUACAUACUUCCCUUGAAAGUAAAAAACUGACUUCUUAAUUAAUUUUCAUUUUGCUGUUUUUAUACAUCAACUCAGUUGUAUGCCAUUAUACAAAGUUCCUGAUGUUGAAGAUGAUAAAUAAUCUGGUACUGUAUAGUCACCCUGCAACUACAGUCUUUUCUGGAACAUUUACUCUAAUUUUAUCUUUUGUGCAUUAUAUAUGAAAUAAUUUUGAUUAUGUUUUAUUAUUUCAGUCUUCCAAUGUGAAAUAAACAAAUUAAGCAAAAGAUGUUCUAUGUGGCUUCAUGAAAUGUGCCAUGUCAAUCAACUUGAAUUAGUAGAAUAUUUCUUUCAAUGCUGGUUGUCUACACCACCUGCAGUUCAGCCAAGGUUCAGCUGGGCUGCUCUUCUGGAGAUUCAUGGUCUCGUUGAUUUUCUCUGUGCGCAGUUCGCAGCGGAAUAGACAGUGAAAAUGAUCUUUCACCACAAUGUAUAUCUAUUAAAUAUAUGUAACACUUCCUGUACCCGCUUCAACAUAAAAGCACUCCUGCGUUUCUGUUGACUGAACCCAUUAAUUUGUUGGAGAGCAUUAAAUUGUGAAAUAUUUGCGGGAGCGGAAGAUUCAUGGCUUCAUACUGUAUAGUCCUGGUUUUUAUUUCAGUACUUUUAUACAAGAAAAUACAGCAGUCAGGUUUGUGGCCAUUUUCAAAGCAAACCCUUUGUAAAGUAAAGUAGCGCCUCAACUGCAGAACUUAUUGUUGAACUGAGAAGCUAAAUGUCGUUCAUUCAACAGAUGCUAUAAAUAUGAAUAGUUUGUAUUGAAGAGAUGUUCUUACUGUUAAUGUGAAUAUUGUGCAUUGAACAGAAGAGGUCUUUGAGUGUAUGUAUGUUCGUACCUUGAGUCUGUUAUUACAGAGAAACCAUAAGUGGGUUUUUUAUAAGAUAUGGAGUGGAUCUCAGUUUACCUUUGGAAUUAAACUGUGACUGGGCUUGAAAACAUUGAUGACCACUGAUCUACAAGUUAAGAAAAUAUGUAAGUUUUGUCUCUUGUUUUAUUUAUUAUCGCUGAUGUUUAUUUAUCUAUGUGUCUGUUGAACUGAACUGUCGCUUUAGCUGAAUAUUUUCUGUGUUGAGC
Messenger RNA from Paralichthys olivaceus (Japanese flounder), 3079 nucleotides. Its product is annotated as zinc finger protein ZFP2-like. NCBI's taxonomy places the organism in Eukaryota, Metazoa, Chordata, Actinopteri, Pleuronectiformes, Paralichthyidae. The record is from RefSeq and is a predicted model, not a curated record. Gene Ontology annotation, biological process: regulation of transcription by RNA polymerase II. Gene Ontology annotation, molecular function: DNA-binding transcription factor activity; RNA polymerase II cis-regulatory region sequence-specific DNA binding.